UUGUUAUGUAUGUUUGUGUAUGUAUGCAUGUGUAUAUAUAUUUUGUGGGAGGGAUACGAGAAGUUUAGAGUGCUGAUAUAUCGUGAGACUGAAGCUGUGGAUCUCCGCCGACUGUUCAGUUGAAGCAGUUGGUGUAUAUUAUUCAAGAGUUGAUGGGCUGUGGUGUGGAACCUCGAGUAGAACUAGCUUUACGACGGACCCUAUUCUUUGGUUUAAUACUCCUUCUUUACCUAGUUUUUGGUGCCUCCAUCUUUUCUAUUUUACCAAAACGACAACAGACCCUGAAAUGUGAAAAAAGUGCAGCGCGGUUGGAUGCGCAACGAAGCGAAAUGUUAAAUGUGUUGUGGGCAGAGACCAUGGCGCAAUCAGAACAUGAAUGGUUCCUAAUGGCUAAUCAGAAAUUGGAUAUCUACGAGCAGCUCGUGUUCAAUUCAUGUCGAAGAGUUGCCGGUUCACCAUCAAAAUCAUUCAAUAAAGCAUUCAUACAUGCUUUUACCCUGGUUACUACAAUUGGAUUCUUAGAUGAAGAAAAUUUCUCACCAAUCGCUAAAAUAGCAACCAUGAGUUACGCUAUUAUUGGCAUACCACUGGCACUUUUAUACCUUGCUCAAUGCUCCAAAAUGUUUGCUGGCCUAUUACCGGGUAACCACAUACUUAUUGCGGCACUUGUAGCUAUUUUUGCAACAGCGAUUAUUUUCGACAUCAUCGAAGGGUCAAACGAUGAUACGCCGUUCAUCGAUGCCAUCUUCCAUGUAUUUCUAAUGUUGUCAACUGUCGGAAGCUGCAGUACCGAACCACCCGUCGCACUGAUUCUUGUUGCCCUAUUCGCUGUUGGUCUAAUAUCCGUAUCAUAUGUAUUGAUCAAUCGGCAGAUCGAACAUGCUUUGCAGGGAUUCGAGUUGCUGUUUAGCAAAUAUUUUGGUAUACUUCGACGUUGGAUAUGCAGUAAAGAUGAACUUGAGGAGUGUAAGUUAAUUGAGGAAGAAGAAGAAUCCGAAUCCGAUACGUAGUUGAUUUGUAUUUAAUCAAUUUUGAAUCCCACAGUACUGGAUAAAUUCUAGUGUAUAUAAGAAAUAUUAUUACAUUACGCUAUACUUUUCUGUAUGGAAGUCCAGUCUUCUCCCGUCUUCUCCCUAAUGAUUGAAUGUUUUGCUAUGUGUUUAGUGGUGG
Messenger RNA from Loa loa (African eye worm), 1170 nucleotides. RefSeq lists its product as hypothetical. Gene Ontology annotation, biological process: stabilization of membrane potential; potassium ion transmembrane transport. Gene Ontology annotation, molecular function: potassium ion leak channel activity. The coding region runs from base 153 to 1010 and encodes 285 amino acids. Gene Ontology annotation, cellular component: membrane. The transcript is spliced from 5 exons. Lineage: Eukaryota; Metazoa; Nematoda; Chromadorea; Rhabditida; Onchocercidae. The record is from RefSeq and is a predicted model, not a curated record.